Exophiala dermatitidis NIH/UT8656 is the source of this 576-nucleotide messenger RNA. RefSeq lists its product as uncharacterized. NCBI's taxonomy places the organism in Eukaryota, Fungi, Ascomycota, Eurotiomycetes, Chaetothyriales, Herpotrichiellaceae. Gene Ontology annotation, molecular function: mRNA binding; translation initiation factor activity. Gene Ontology annotation, biological process: formation of translation preinitiation complex; translation reinitiation. Bases 1 to 576 code for a protein of 191 amino acids. The record is from RefSeq and is a predicted model, not a curated record. The transcript is spliced from 4 exons.
AUGUCAGAAACUGUAACAGAGACCGCGGCGCCAGCAGCGAGACAAGUCAUCUACUGUGGAGUUUGCAGCCUCCCCCCUGAGUAUUGCGAGUUUGGGGGUACGGUGAAGAAAUGUGAGGAAUGGCUUCAGAAGAAUCAUCCUGAUCUACACCAGAAGUUAUAUUCCGAAGAAGCCCUGAGUGCCAAUCUAUCUGCGCUUUCGGUGGACGCCCAGAAACGAGCAGAAAAAGACUCAGCAAAAAAGGCGGCCAAAGCCGCAGCGGCGGAGCAACGUGAAGCCGAGAGAAAGGCCGAGGCCAUAGUGCUCAUCAAGAGAGUGGAACGAAACAAGCGGAAAUAUGUCACGGUGGUCUCGGGCUUGGAGGAACACGGGCUGGAUUUGAAAAAGGUAGCCAAAGAACUGGGCAAGAAGUUCGCUACGGGCAGUAGUGUAACCAAGACCGCAGCGGGAGGAGAAGAGAUCACGGUACAAGGCGAUGUAAGCGAUGACCUGUAUGACUGGUUACUGGAGAAAUAUCCCGCAAUACCAGAGGAUAAUUUAGAUAUGAAGGACGACACAAAGAAGAAGGCUGGAUGA